AUGGCAAUAACAGACACCGUCAAAGACGCCGUCGGCCUCGGCGACAGCGGUCCCAAAACCCGUUCGUUCCUCCCCGUCUCCUACUCUCCACCACCACCGCCACUAACCGCACCUUCAGAAGCCACCCGCGCCGAAAUGUCCGCUGCCCGCCUCCCCCUCGCCUACAGAGAUACCUGCGCCCACCUUCUCAUACCGCUGAACAAAUGCCGAUACGAGAACUACUACAUGCCCUUCCGGUGCGUGGAUGAGAGACAUGGGUAUGAGAAGUGCCAGUAUGAGGAGUUUCUGCUGCGGGUCAAGAAGAUGGAUGAGAUGCGGGAGGCGAAGGGUGGGGAGAGGAGUAAUUGA
Molecule: messenger RNA, 348 nt
Organism: Saxophila tyrrhenica
Lineage: Eukaryota; Fungi; Ascomycota; Dothideomycetes; Mycosphaerellales; Extremaceae
Exons: 1
Coding region: 1-348 (115 amino acids)
Cellular component (GO): mitochondrion
Source: RefSeq, a predicted model, not a curated record